This is a messenger RNA of Wyeomyia smithii (pitcher-plant mosquito), 2777 nucleotides long. RefSeq names its product ell-associated factor Eaf (gene Eaf). Gene Ontology annotation, biological process: regulation of transcription elongation by RNA polymerase II; positive regulation of DNA-templated transcription. The record is from RefSeq and is a predicted model, not a curated record. The transcript is spliced from 6 exons. The coding region runs from base 721 to 1953 and encodes 410 amino acids. Gene Ontology annotation, cellular component: super elongation complex. Lineage: Eukaryota; Metazoa; Arthropoda; Insecta; Diptera; Culicidae. Gene Ontology annotation, molecular function: transcription elongation factor activity.
CUGAGAUCAGUAUUGUAUACCUUCGAUUCAUCUUCACCAUGAUAGGUCCGCGAAGUUAUGUUGAAAGAUUUCACAGAAUACUAGUUUGGUGAAAUUAGUCAGUAGUUUGAUUGCAGGCAUCAUAUACUCCGUAAAAAAAAUAUUUCCAAUAAAUGGAGAGUACGUCAGGUGUAUUUUAAAAUUGAAAGAGUCACGUAUCUGCUCGCACCGUUCGAAACCUAUCGAUGUGUCAUGUCAGCAAUUUCAAAGCAAGCAAAUCCCAGCAUAGCAAAGUUGCAACGAGCCAGACAUUCUCUAUAUCGACGUACGAGCUAAAUAUUGGUGCAUAGGUUCUGAAGACGGCAGCUGCCAGCUGCUCUACCGUGAAUUCCUUUGAAACUGUACUGCUCCUAAGAAGCUGGUGGUUCCGGAAGUGGUUGUGUUAGUCCGUGAUUUUCCACUUCACCUUGCCAAGAUUUUGUGUUGUUCUCGUUCAAUUGCCCCCUCCUGUUGCAUACAUUAAACAAGCGGUGGAAAAAGGUGACUAGACAGGGAGAUCCGGGUUGAACAUAUCUCUUAACUUGAUCACAUUUUGAUGCAAGAAUUGUUUGAGGCGACUAGAUUUAUCGUAAUUGUCGAAACAAUCGAAAUGACUUAAUUGUAGUUCGAUUGAAUGCUAUCCAUAGGACGAGUGCUAUUUUAAUCUUUCUUCCGAAACCCGGACGAAUUAAGACUGCUUCAAUGAGGAAGAUGGACAAUAGGUUAAAUUUGGACUCGGAGGUCCGCGAGUUGAAGUUGGGGUCCACUUUUACCAAUCCGUCCCCGCGAACGGUUUAUCAUACUUUGAAGUACGAUUUCAAACCAGCUAGCGUGGACGUAAGCAAACCAGCAACCCUUGAGGUUGGUUCCAACAAACAGGUGACAGUUACCGUACCGCAUCUAGAUGGUUCCGGAGUACCCAAUACAGUGUUCAAAGGUAACCAACGAGACUACAGCAGGAAGGAAUGUGUGCUCAUCAUCGAUCGGGUAACGGGCGAAAUCACGCUCGAAAAAUUAAAUAGUAACGUGCAAGUCAAAAAGACAAGAACUGAAAGUAAAGUUGUUCAGCCCCCGCCACCGCCGCCUCAGAUCAAGGUGGAGAACUCGACAGCGCGACAAAGCUCCAAAACCAAGAUCACUACCGGUUCCCGCAAGAACAACCCCAUCAGCUUCGUGCCAAAACAUUCGCCAUUGCAAAACUCGCCCUCCUACCAUCCCAACAAGAGCCCGCUAUCCGCACCGGUCUGGAAUGCCAACAAUACUCAGCAGACAUUGCCGAGCAUUCCGAUCAUCGGCCUGGAUGAUGGAAACGAUUUUAUGGCAGUGCCUUCGUCCUCGCUUCCCCAGGCACAGGCGCAGAUGCAACGGCAGGAGCUGCAACAGCAGCAGCAGCAGCAACAACAAAUGCACUACAAUCACAACAAUAGUGGCAGCAGCAGUAGCAGCAGUGGAUCUAUAAACAACAGCGGCGCCAACCAUCACACCAGCAAUAGCAACAACAGUAGCAGCAGUAACAAUCAUCAUCAAAACAGCACCAAUAGCCACGGGGUCAGUGGAGGAAUGCAUAGCAGCUCAUCCAUGGUUGCAGGCCUCGGAAACAAUAGCAAUCACCACAAUCCGUACAACAAUCAUCACGGGGAAUCAAAUGUGGAGGUUAGCCUGCCGUCCAGGGCACACGCUUCUCCACCGCGGAACACCGGAUUUCCUACUGGUGUACUAAGUUCUUCGAGCUCAGACUCGAGCGGUUCCAGCGACAGUGACAGUGGCUCUGAGUCUGAUAGUACUACUGAGGAUAACAAUGAUUCUCCGGUAAAAGAUCUGUUUUUCGAUCUAGGGUCAACCCGGUCGGAGGGGGUCAACAACGCUCGUACGCUUCCUACGGAUCUGCUGACAGAGGAUCUGUGCCUGUCGGAGUCCAACUCAGAUUCGGACUAAGGCUGCACAUGUUCGUUUGGCGCGAAAAGAGCUAAUCACGUACAGAUAUAUUACAGGUAAACCUGGAACUAUUUUUGUAGGAAUACACUAUUUAUGUUGAGAUGGAAUUAUACCAAUAUAUCGCAAAGAAUAUGGGGAAGUCGCAUGGAGGCAGCAGUGAUCUGUCGGAGUCAAAAGCUGCAGACAAAAUGUAGCGUAAAUGGUUUUAUCCUGUCUAGAUUUGUAUAAUAGGGCGCUGCCAAAUAAAAAAAAAACACUAAGCAUACAUAAGAGCAGGUUCGCAAGUAGACAGAAUUUCUAAUUUCCUUUUAGCGAGUUUAUCUCUCACUUACUACUAUGCGGUAGAGGAAUCGAUAUGUUUGUAUGUUAUUUUAUUCUAGUGCUUAUUAUAAAAUUGUUUUUUUUUUCGCCUCUCCAGAUUCAGAUACGUGUUUGCGUCAAUUACGUCUAGUUUUUUUUUGUGUAUUACUUAUAUUUAACACCCAAUCGUUAGUGUAAAUCAUUUCUUUCUUCUCAUCUUUGAGACAGGGUGGCAGUGUUUACGGGAACUGUGCUUGAACCUUGUUUGUUUUGAGUUCUCUGUUGUUUUUCACACACACAGAUACGCACGCAUAGUGUGUGUGUACUCGAGACAGUAACGGAAAGACAGACUAAUUUGAUUUCCACGUCGUUUGCGCGGGAGAGCUUUUAAAUAAUUUCCGCGAAGAUCGCACUAUUAGCAAAUGUGUAAAGGAAAUACAAGUUGUCUACGCUAAAUUAAUUACCAUAAUUAUUGAAACGCAUAAUAAACCAGCAAAUAAAGAUAUGUUAGUUGAUUUGAAUUA